Molecule: messenger RNA, 1608 nt
Organism: Orycteropus afer afer
Lineage: Eukaryota; Metazoa; Chordata; Mammalia; Tubulidentata; Orycteropodidae
Gene: KRT79
Product: keratin 79
Exons: 9
Coding region: 1-1608 (535 amino acids)
Biological process (GO): intermediate filament organization; keratinization
Cellular component (GO): keratin filament
Molecular function (GO): structural constituent of skin epidermis
Source: RefSeq, a predicted model, not a curated record
AUGAGGUCCUCCAUGUCUCGGCAGACAUACUCCACCAAAGGGGGCUUCAGCUCCAACUCUGCCUGUGGAGGGGGUGGAUCCCGGACACGCACCAGCUUCAGCUCAGUGACCAUGUCCCGAAGCAGUGGCAGUGGCGGGGGGGCCCGCUGCAAACCCAGUGUAGGUGGCUUUGGCAGCCGGAGCCUGUAUAACUUGGGGGGCAGCAAGAGCAUCUCAGUCAGUGUGGCUGGAAGGGCCUCCUCAGGGAGGGCUCUGGGGGGCUUUGGCCUCAGUGGUGGGGCCUAUAUGGGUCUAGGGGCUGGCAGGCAGACAUUUGGGCCCACCUGCCCUCCUGGUGGGAUCCAGGAGGUCAUGGUCAACCAGAGCCUGCUGACUCCCCUCAACGUGGAGAUAGACCGGGAGAUCCAGCGGGUGCGCACCCAGGAGCGGGAGCAGAUCAAAACCCUCAACAACAAGUUUGCUUCCUUCAUCGACAAGGUGCGCUUCCUGGAGCAGCAAAACAAGGUGCUAGAGACCAAGUGGGCACUACUGCAAGAGCAGGGCCAGAACACAGGUGUCACCAGGAACAACUUGGAGCCCUUAUUGGAGUCCUACCUAAACAGACUGCGGAGGCAGCUGGACAGCAUCCAGAGUGAGCGGGGAAGGCUGGACUCCGAGCAGAGGAACCUGCAUGAUCUUGUCAAGGACUUCAAGAACAAGUACGAUGAUGAAAUCAAUAAGCGCACUGCUGCAGAGAACGAGUUUGUCCUGCUCAAGAAGGAUGUAGAUGCUGCAUACAUGGGCCAAAUGGAUCUGCAAAGCAAAACGGACACCUUGAUGCAGGAGAUUGACUUUUUGCGACAUCUCUAUGAAAUGGAGUUGAGCCAAGUGCAGACCCACGUAUCUGACACCAAUGUGAUCCUGUCCAUGGACAACAACCGCAACUUGGACCUGGACAGCAUCAUCGCCGAGGUCAAAGCCCAGUAUGAGCUGAUUGCUCAGAGGAGCCGGGCUGAGGCUGAGGCCUGGUAUCAGACCAAGUAUGAGGAGCUGCAGGUGACGGCUGGCAAGCACGGGGACAGCCUGCGGGACACCAAGAAUGAGAUUGCUGAGCUCACCCGUACUGUUCAGAGGCUGCAGGGUGAGGUGGAUGCAACCAAAAAGCAGUGCCAGCAGCUGCAGACAGACAUCACAGAAGCAGAGCAGCGUGGGGAGCUGGCGCUCAAGGAUGCUCAGAAGAAGUUUAGAGACAUGGAUGUGGCCCUGCAUCAGGCUAAAGAGGACCUGGCAAGGCUGUUGCGUGACUACCAGGCCUUGAUGAAUGUCAAGCUGGCCCUGGACAUGGAGAUCGCCACCUACCGUACCCUCCUGGAGGGCGAGGAGAGUCGGAUGUCUGGAGAAUGUCAGAGUGCAGUUAGCAUUUCUGUGACUGGCAACUCUACCACUGUGAGCGGAGGUGGCUCAGCUGGCAUCGGGGGAGGUAUCUCCCGGGGUGGGGGUGGGGGAGGCAUCAAAGGUGGUUUCAGCACCAGUGUGGGCUACUGCUCUACCAAGGGGGGCACUGUCUCUGGGGGCACCUCUGUCCUGCGGAAGACCACCACACUCAAGAUGUCGAACCAGAAGUAUUAG